Molecule: messenger RNA, 1275 nt
Organism: Drosophila novamexicana
Lineage: Eukaryota; Metazoa; Arthropoda; Insecta; Diptera; Drosophilidae
Product: lipase member H
Exons: 4
Coding region: 1-1275 (424 amino acids)
Molecular function (GO): lipase activity
Source: RefSeq, a predicted model, not a curated record
AUGCCAACGCACGGGAUUUGUCGGCACAUCACCCCACAACAACGGGAGCAACUACAGAAGCAGCAAAGAUGCCAUGAAUUUACCUGGGUCUGGGUCUGUCUGCUGCUGCUAAGCAGCAUCUGCGGGUCCGGGGCCCAUUUGCACAAGUGGAACAUCUUACAAAAGAGUUUUCGGUAUAUGCAGGAGACCAUGCUGAGUAACAGCUUAGAUCGCGCUCAUCUGAACUAUGGAAUUGUGUUUGAGUGCCGCACUAUCUCCGACAUGGAUUUGGGAGAGGAGGUACACUUUCAUUUACAGCUCGGCGACUUGAGUGGUUUCCGUCGUUUGGAUGCAAAAAAGAAGUUGGCAUUGUUUUUGCAUGGCUGGAACGAUCAGGGCAGCAAGGACUGGGUUCAAGAGCUAUUAUUGACUUGGACCCUCUUUGAUGAAGGUUACAAUGUAUGCGUUGUAGAUUGGGGCAAUCUGUCACAGAAUGAUUACAAAAGCGCCUCAAUGUCUAUAUUUGAUGUUGGUUUGACAGUGGCGGGCAUAAUCAUUGCCCUGGAGGAAAUGCGACCGCGUCACUUUAAUCGCCACAACGUCACCCUAGCGGGAUAUAGUUUAGGCGCUCAUGCAGCAGGAUAUGCGGGGGCCGUCCUAGAUGGUCAAGUGGAGCAAAUAAUUGGCCUGGAUCCGGCAGGGCCUCUGUUCACUUUACCGGCUGCUGUUCACCCAAAGUAUCGGCUUGACCAAACGGAUGCAAAGUUUGUACAAGUCCUGCAUACCUCAGGCGGCACCUUGGGCACCAGUCUUAAGUGUGGGCACGCUGAUUUCUAUCCGAACGGUGGACGAGCUCCCCAACGCAACUGUUUGAUGUUUAUGAAUCUGCGCGAUAUGCAAAACACAAAUCCUAUUGCCUGCAGUCAUUCGGCAGCGGCCAUUUUCUUUAGGCAAUCAAUGGAUCCGCAGUACCCCUUCAUUGGGUAUCAAUGCGAUAGCUAUCGCGAAUAUCUUUCUGGCCGCUGCGAUAACAAUCGCCGCGCUCUUUUUGGGAUUCACUCUCAUCGACGGAUGCAAGGCAGUUUCUUUUUUGACACCACGUCCAGCCACCCCUAUGUUCAGCGGCAGCGCUCGAACCGCCUUUGGAAUUGGAUUUUGGAAAGGUCUCAGAAUCGGAAUCGCAUAAACGACAGGCACUUAAGUAGCGACAAUGCCAAAGGUGGCGAACUCUUGCGUCAACGGCCGUGGACGCGGAGGCGUAGUAGGGAAAGCCAACGUUGCCAGUGUGAGAGGUAA